CCGCCCGCGCUGGGCUCGGCCCCCGCCUGCCCGUGCGGGGCGGCUCCGGGCGGCCGGCGACACAGUGGAGGCAGCCUCCCCGCGGGCCGGGCGAGGCCGGGGCUGGGCCGGUGGCAAGAUGGGGCUGGAGCUGUACCUGGACCUGCUGUCGCAGCCCUGCCGCUCCAUCUACAUCUUCGCCCGGAGCAACAACAUCCCCUUCGAGUUCAAGCACGUGGAGCUCUUCAAAGACUCGGUGCUGGGGAAGAAGCCGGCGGCGGGCAGCGGCGCGGAGCAGCCCCGCGCAGGGUCAUCAAAUAGUGAAGGAGCUGGCAAAGUCAGCCUCUUGAAGAAAGUACCAGCAUUAAAGGACGGAGACUUCACCCUGGCAGAGUGCACUGCCAUUCUGCUGUAUCUGAGUCGAAAGUACAACACUCCUGACCACUGGUACCCAUCAGACAUACAAAAACGGGCCCAGGUAGAUGAAUACCUCUCGUGGCAUCAUGCUAACAUCCGGGCUAAUGCUCCUAAGACCAUGUGGAUCAAGGUGCUGAUUCCCCUCUUUACAGGGCAGCCACUGCCCUCCGAGAAGCUCCAGGAGGUUAUGGAGGGGCUGUCCACUUCCCUGAAGCAAUUUGAGGAGAGAUUUCUGCAGGACAAGGCUUUUAUCAUUGGGAGCGAGAUCUCUCUGGCAGAUCUUGUGGCCAUUGUGGAGCUGAUGCAACCUGUUGGAGUUGGUUGUGACAUCUUUGAAGACAGACCUAGGCUGAUGGAGUGGCGCAGGCGGGUGGAGGAUGCUGUGGGGAAAGAGCUUUUCUUCCAAGCCCAUGAGAUGAUCCUCAAUAUCAAAGAACUGAGCAACAUUCAAAUUGAUCCACAGCUGAAAGAGCAUCUGGCACCUGUGUUGAUGAAGAUGUUGAAAUGAAUUAACCUAUCUUACCAUUUUUGCCGUCCUUUUUUUUUUUUAAAAAAAAAAACAAACCAAAACCUCUCUGACCUUCAAUUCUACAUGUAACUGGAAAAAGCACUGUAAUUCUAACAGAAAUUGCAGAGUGUUUCAGCCCCUGACAGGCCUUUCCUGUAUCUUCGUGGGUAGAAGAUGGGGAAAGUUUAAGACCUGAAACAUUAAAUUUAUACAAAAGACAAGGCCCUACAAGUCACUUAACACGUGAAUGUGGGUUUUAUUUCAGCAUCAGCCUUUUCAGAGAUACAAAUGGUAUUUUCUGAGAAAAUUUGAGCCAGCCUGCAAACUUGGAAACAUUAGAGAACUGUAUAGGAUGAGUGUUGUUUUCAUGUGUUUUUAACAUGUGAAGCUCCUCAAGUGGUAAGCACUGGAAAGUAUGCCUGAUCCUCACCUUCCCAGCACGUGUCUGCACAGACAAGUACAGCACAAAACUACAGGCAGUCACAAAAGUGAAAAAAUACAUUGUUUUUUUUUUUUUUAAUUUUAAAGUUUCUUAUUGCUGAGGCAUUUUGCUUAUCUCUCCAUGUACAUUCCUCAAUUCUUCUAUUUGCCUAUAGGUUCCUGUGAGAAGUUUCUUCAUCUACAGCCGUGAAUCUUUGUAAUUCUUCAGUUUAACCAUUACUCUGAAUUUUUGAAAGCAGCCUGGGCUUUGUUGGUGCUCAAUCUGCCAGUACAUGUGGCAGAGGCAGUUCUUGGAGGUAAAGACCCAAGCAACUUCAAAAUGCUGAGGGUGGCCACAGCCUUCAAAUAACUGCCUACCUAAAGUACUCUGAUGUUAUAUAGGGAAUACACUGAAAGACUGCAUUCACAUUGAUUUCUUGAAAUACAACAGCAACUAAAUUUUUGUUUUCUGCAGCAAUACUGUAAUAGCAAUCUACUUUUCUCCUAGAAAACGCAGAGGAGGAAUAAAUACAGUCAUGCUCUUAGGAGACUGUUUUGGAUGGAUGUUUACCAAGUAAGUCACCCUGUGGAGCUGAAGUAAUAAGAGAGAUGUUGUGGCAUUGAGCAACACAUGCAUCACGAUAAAAGGGCAGAGAGUUGUUCUGGAGCUUUUGGGCUCUUUUUCUUGGCCGUAUUUAUUUCUAGUUAGCAGUAGCUCAGGUACAAAGCCUUUCUGUAAUGCAGAACAGUUUAUGAGGUAAAACUGAGAGAAUCCAACCAUUUCUAGUUUCUACAGUUGAAAAUAGCAAAUUGUAAAGGAUAAAGAAACUGGUGGAAUAUAUAUAUCUUCAUAUUUUUACUCAUAAGUAGUUGUUGCCCUUGAACCUUACGCUGAAAUCCUUGCCCAGGAACACAUCCUGUGAGGAAUCAGACAAAAUGAGUAAAUAAUACAGGAAUUGCUUCUCUUGCUAAUCAGAUAGCUUAAUUUCUUUCCAGUACUACCAUGUCUUGGCUGGUGAUGUUUCUGCUGGUAAGUUCUAUAAAACCUGAUGUGUUCUGGUGAUGUUUUUCAGUAAGGUUUCAGUUCUAGAUACUACUGAUUUAGUCCAGAGCCUAGGGAGAUCUUUAAAUUCCCUAUCUGGAAAGAGAUUUCCAUUGUAUACUUCAGCUUGCAUUAGUAGGAAAUUUUGUUAUGUGAUUAUGUUCUAUAUAAAGACGAGACCUGACUGAAGGCCCUCUCUUUUCAUGAACCAAAAAUAUUAGAAACAGGCACACAUUUAUUCCCACCCUUGCUUUCUUCCCAAACAGUAGCUGAAUAGUAUGAUAAUAGUAAUUAUGUUUUAUUCACAAAAUGCUGUCUACAACUGAGUUAAAUUUUAAAUGGGAAGUGGUUGAUUUUUUUGAUAAUUUUGAAAGUGGAAUUGCUAAGUGGAUGAUGACGUGUAAAUGUCUGCAGGAGGGAAAAAAACUACCAUUAUUUUCCAAAGGCUGAGCAUGUUUGAGAGUACUUGUUGCUGUGCUGUCCUCUCCUGGUUGUAUGUCCAUCCCCCUGCAAGCACUUUAGUUGCCUGCUCCAAGACAGAAGCAAUGAACUGAAUGCCUUUGAUUAAAAAACCUCUGGUUAAAAACUCUGUGAGGCUGUGAGCAAUCUGCCAUUCACAUGGUGAACCAUCAAGAGUGAUGGACAACACAUCAUUAAAGAUGUUUGUGACAGCCCCA
Tyto alba (common barn owl) is the source of this 3043-nucleotide messenger RNA. RefSeq names its product glutathione S-transferase theta 4 (gene GSTT4). The record is from RefSeq and is a predicted model, not a curated record. Gene Ontology annotation, molecular function: glutathione transferase activity. Lineage: Eukaryota; Metazoa; Chordata; Aves; Strigiformes; Tytonidae. The coding region runs from base 119 to 904 and encodes 261 amino acids. Gene Ontology annotation, biological process: glutathione metabolic process. Gene Ontology annotation, cellular component: cytoplasm. The transcript is spliced from 6 exons.